GUGGUAAAGAAAAUGCCCAAAGCCGAGACCAUGGACCGUCUUCAUCCUCCUUCUUCUUUUCUUCCGCUAUCACUUCUCUCUCUUCCAUCUUCUCUUGACUCUUGACCACUGGUGAGCAUCAUCAUCAUCACCACCACCGUCACCAACCUACACACCAAAACACCCCCCACAACAAAUCUACAGGCAGCAAAGAUGAAGACCACCUCCCUCCUCAGCGCGGCAACCUACGCCUACCUGGCCACGGUCGCCUCAGCCGUCGGCCCCGCCGUCCCCGAGAACGCCGAGCGUCUCCCCGGAAAGCCCGACCUGAUGCCCAACUGGCCGUGGCAUAAUCCCUUCGCAGACGCCAACAACACGCGCAUCACCAUCUCGUCGGAAUCCGAAGCCUCGGCCCCGACCCGUUUCGUCCCGACCUGCUCUUCUCAGCGCACCUUUCGCGCCACCGAGUACCUCCUCGACGACCUGCAGGAGCUGCCGCCUCUGGGCUUGAUUCCCUGGGUCGAAGCUUUGCGCAAGACGUUUACGAACCGGCCUUACCCUGGGUCUUGGGACGGGGUGGAUCCGCAUGGAUAUGAUCGGAAUAUGCUAAUGAUGGAGUAUGUGGAUGUUCCUCUCAAGGUGAGGAGGUGGAUUGAGGAGGAGGAGUGGAGUACUGCUGCUGCUAAGGGGAAGGGGUUGUUUGCGGUGUUGGCCAAAGCCGAUGUGGAAAAGGGGGAGAAGGUGGUGGCGACGGCGACGAGUUUGCGGGAGAAGAAGCCGGAGACGGAGGAGGAGGAAAGGGAGUGGAGGGAGGGGGAUGUGAAUAGGGUGGUUAUCUUUGCGCCAGGGGCGCUUUAUGAGAAUGCGCCGCUUUGGGUGGCGGAGGGGAGUGAGUGUGAGGAAACCCUCUCUGACAUGACAAAGUACACAGCCAAACCAACCGACGGCGGUGUCGUCGCUUACCCCGUUGACAAGACCCGCGCCAACAGGGCCGAGGGCAAGAGGGAGAUGGAGUUCACUAUCAAAGCCCAGGUGCUCAAGGUCGAUGACUCUGUUCCCGAGGAGGAGGAGCAGCAGCAACAGCAGGAGAAGGGUGAAAGGGCUGGUCAGUUCAAGACUCAGGUGGAAAAGGUGGAGGAGUUCAAGACCCAGGUGGAGGAGGUGAUGGAGAAGGUCAAGACUGCGAUGAAGGAUGAGUUGUAAGUGGGCUGUUGACGAAAGUGAGUGGAUGGGAGAGGAUGAAGGACGAGGUGAAUGAUUUCAACAAUGCAUGACUUGUACUAUAUCU
Messenger RNA from Neurospora hispaniola, 1267 nucleotides. RefSeq lists its product as uncharacterized. The record is from RefSeq and is a predicted model, not a curated record. The transcript is spliced from 2 exons. NCBI's taxonomy places the organism in Eukaryota, Fungi, Ascomycota, Sordariomycetes, Sordariales, Sordariaceae. Bases 193 to 1182 code for a protein of 329 amino acids.